Gloeophyllum trabeum ATCC 11539 is the source of this 759-nucleotide messenger RNA. RefSeq lists its product as uncharacterized. The transcript is spliced from 5 exons. The annotation marks the transcript as partial. The record is from RefSeq and is a predicted model, not a curated record. NCBI's taxonomy places the organism in Eukaryota, Fungi, Basidiomycota, Agaricomycetes, Gloeophyllales, Gloeophyllaceae.
CAGAAGCCAUUGGUGUUCUCAUCACUGGACCUGACCGACGAUGACGCAUACUUGGGCGAUAUCGCAAGCGUGCAGAAACUGGGGGAGAUCAAGCUAGAGAUUUGGCGAGUCCAACUUGGUGAGACGACCUCUCGUUUUGUUUCAAGAGGGCCUCCGAAGGAUCGGAAAGUCCACGAACGCACGAAGAAAGCGGGCUCCCACAGCGUCAAGCUAGGAGAUGAGGUUCCCUGCACUAAGACGAGGCAAAGGAACGUAGUGAAAUUGGAUCGUGUACCGGUGGUAACUUUUAUCUUCCGUUAUAAUCCCAUAGAGGUCCUUCGGGCCAAUGGAAUAGCGCCCUUGGCUCCUGUCCCGCGACCUGCUGCACCUUCGGCUGAUUCUAAAGAUGUCGAUGUGAAACCGAAGCGAAAGGGGGUUGCUUUGAAUGACGACAUUAUAGAUUUGACGGUAGAAGUCGUCGAUAACAAGACGAAGAAAGUGAAGCAAGAGCCCGGCGCGAGGGAUCGCAAAGCUGUCCGGUCAGGAGAAAUCAUUGACCUGACUUGAGGUCUCUGUGCAGCCGUCACCGCUUUAUACGCUGUGAAGCUUUUCAUUGACUGUGCGUCCUCCCUGUCAUUUGUUAACUUACAUGGUGGAAUCCAUCCUUGGGGCGUUAAUAUGCCGGAGGUCAAUAGUUACUAUUACUGCCUUUUUGUAAUCCCACGUGUGGUUCGUCGGUCUUGCUGUAUUACCAUAUAUGCAAAGCGUACUUGAAAGGCC